AUGACAUCAAACAUCGACUCCAAAUCCAAGCCCAUCCCGCCCGGCAUAUACUGCCCCGUCAUCUCGUUAUACAAGCCAACUCCGCGUCAAGAGAUCGAUUACGAUGCGUCAUGCAAAUUCUUCUCAUAUUUGAUCCGCAGUGGUAUUGAUGGGCUCGUGUUGGCUGGCACUACGGCAGAGGCUGUUCUACUCUCUGCUGAGGAACGAAAGGAACUUGUCAAGGUCGCCCGAAAAGCUGCAGUUGAAUCUGGUCGCCCAAAUUUCCCAGUUGUCGCGGGAAUCAGUGGGCACUCAACAGUGGAGUCCAUUCGACUGGCUACGGACGCUCUUGAUGCAGGCGCGGAUUUUGGACUGUUACUACCACCCAGCUAUUGGGCCAAGGCUGUCACAAAGGAGGCCAUUCUCGGCUUCUACCAUGAUGUGGCUGAUGCAACGGCUCUUCCAAUUGUGAUCUACAGCUUCCCGGCAAUGUGCAAUAGAAUAGACCUGAACUCUGAUACCUUGUCCGAACUCGCGCAACAUCCUAAUAUCGUCGGCGUCAAACUCACAUGUGGAAAUGCAGGCAAGGUCACCAGGUUGACACAUGAAUUCAAGCAUGCCCAGUUUGGAGUCUUCGCCGGUUCUUCAGACUGGCUAAUCCCUUGUCUCGCGGGCAGCGGAGGCGGAUGCGUGACUGGUAUUGCGAAUGUCUUCCCUAAAUGCGUCGCCAGACUGUACGCACUGUGGAACGAAGGCAAAAUCACCGAAGCAAAAGAAUUACAAGGACUUGUUGCCCAAGCAGAAAAGGCUUGCAAGGAAGGGAUUUCCCCUACGAAAUAUGCGACCGCUCGUUUUGCUGGUCCAAGGGCGGGAGUGACUGAGCCCAAAGCCUUUUGGCCUAGGAAGCCAUAUCUUCCUUGUGAUGAUAAGAAGGCAGCCUGGGUGGAGAGUGUCAUGCAGCACCUAGUUGAGCUAGAGGAGAGUCUUCCCCAUGCUAUUUAG
This is a messenger RNA of Penicillium subrubescens, 981 nucleotides long. Its product is annotated as dihydrodipicolinate synthase family protein. The transcript has 2 exons. The record is from RefSeq and is a predicted model, not a curated record. Lineage: Eukaryota; Fungi; Ascomycota; Eurotiomycetes; Eurotiales; Aspergillaceae. The coding region runs from base 1 to 981 and encodes 326 amino acids. Gene Ontology annotation, molecular function: 4-hydroxy-tetrahydrodipicolinate synthase activity.